CAAAACCAUUACAGCAGCUUUCAGCACAAGACUGACAUCUAGUGGACAUACAUAAAUAUGGGCAGACGCGCCAUUCUUUUGCACACGUCACUUUCUUAUUUCAAAGAAACGAAAGCAAAACGAUAAGUUCAGCAAGACGCAAAACAAUAAAUUCAGCGAGACGCAAAUCUGCUGAGUUGAAGCAGCAAGAGGGACAACAACCACACGCUUAGCACCACCGUGUUCAGGAUUGUCUUCAAAUGCAGACUCUUCUCUUCAAGGAUCUUCCGUCUGUUGGUUCUAGAUUGUUUUUAUUGUCCUGUGCGCAUUUCAGAAUUAAGGAUCGUCCAUCUGCAUGUUCAAGAAAAAGGAACUAGAAUCUAAAUCUCACUUUUGUCACUACGUUACCAAACCUUUUUUCAAAGACAUUGCCAAAUCAACCCAAAACAAAAGCAUAUAGGCUAUAGCCAUCCUGUUUAUCUGUCAGCAACUACGCAAAGUGAAAUGGCAGAGGGCAGGUUUUCAGUAGAUCAAAAUAAGUUUGACUGUCCAAUUUGUUUGGAUCUUCUGAAGGAGCCAGUGACCAUCCCCUGUGGACACAGUUACUGUAUGAACUGCAUUACUGACUGCUGGAGUCAAGAUGAGCAGAGGAGAGUUUACAGCUGCCCUCAGUGUAGACAGACCUUCACUCCAAGACCUGCUUUAAACAAAAAUGUGGUGAUGGCAGAAAUGGUGGAGAAUCUAAAAGUGACAAAAGUCAAAACAACUGACCCUGCUCCCAGUUAUGCUGGACCUGGAGAUGUGGAGUGUGAUGUUUGUACUGGAAUAAAAUAUAAAGCCAUCAAGUCGUGUCUGCUGUGUCUGGAAUCUUACUGCCAGACUCACUUUGAGCGUCAUGAGGCUUUUCGCACCGGUAAACGACACAAGAUAACUGAUGCUACUGGACGAAUCCAGGAGAUGAUCUGCCCAAAACAUGAUAAACUGUUGGAGGUUUACUGUCGCACUGACCAGAAGUGUAUAUGCUUACUGUGUACAAUGGAUGAACAUAAAAAUCAUGACACUGUAUCUUCUUCAUCUGAGCGAACAGAGAAACAGAAACAUUUGGAAGACACACAGAGAAAUCUGCAGCAGAAAAUCCAGGAGAGAGAGAAGAAGAUUCAGGUGCUGAAAGAGUCUUUAAAGACACACAAGAGCUCUGCACAGACAGCAGUGGAGGACAGUGAGAGGAUCUUUACUGAACUCAUCCAGUCCAUUGAGAAAAGACGAUCUGAGGUCACACAGAUGAUCAGAGAUCGAGAAAAGACUGAAGUGAGUCUAACUGAAGGACUCUUGAAGAAACUGGAGCAGGAGAUUGAAGAUAUGAAGAGGAGAAACACUGAGCUGGAGCAGCUUUCACACACUGAUGAUCACAUACAUUUCCUACAGAGAUUUCAGUCUCUCUCUAAACCCUUGGAAUCUACAGAUUUAUCCAGCACUGCUGUCAGUUCUGGCUUUCGUUAUGAAGACGUAAGCAAAUCUGUCUCUCAACUGAAAAUAAAAUUAGAGCAGAUCUGUAAAGAGGACAUAGAAAACAUACAUGGACAAGCAAGAAAAAUGAUCUUCUCAGCACUUCUGAGUACUUCUCACACUGAACCCACGACCAGGAAGGACUUCCAACAGUAUUUCCAGCAGCUCUCUCUGGAUCAAAACACAGCACAUCAACAGAUCUGUCUGACUGAGGACAACACAGUGGCGACUUGGACUGAUAGAGUUCAGCAGUAUCCUGAUCAUCCUGACAGAUUUGACAAAUUUUUUGGUGUGUUGUGUAGAGAGAGCGUGAGCGGACGCUGUUACUGGGAGGUGGAGUGGAGCGGGAAUGAGAGAUUGUAUGGAGUCGGUGUGGCCGUCUCUUAUAAGACCAUCAACAGGAAGGGAGACAUGACUACAAGUGGAUUUGGAUUUAAUGAUCAGUCCUGGAGAUUAUUCUCAUUUAAGUCCCGUUACACAUUCUUGCACGAUAGCAAACAGACUGAACUUGUAGUUUCCAGAUCCUCCAGAAUAGGAGUGUAUGUUGAUCACAGAGCAGGUAUUCUGUCCUUCUUCAGUGUCUCUGACACAACAAUGAGCCUCAUCCACAGAGUCCAGACCACAUUCACUCAACCGCUCUAUCCUGGGUUUUGGAUAAAUAAAGGUUCAAGGGUGAAAAUUUGUCACAUUUAAAUCCUGACAAAUCUUCAGAUUAUCACAUGAAUCGUAUGUAUCUGAGAUACUAAUCACUAUAAUAAGAUUAGCAGCAAAAAAUCACAUUAUAUGUGUAAAUCUUGGCUGCUGUAAAUGGUCUAGGACUUCACAUGAUGGUAUAUCAGUGACGGGUAAAGAAACCAAUCGUAUUUGUACCAAAUGUUGCAUCAUGUUUAUGGGUGUGAAAAGUCCUCACAAUUAAAGACAAGUGUGCAAAAAUGUAAAUAAUUCACAAGAACAGGAAAUCAGGUGAUAAUGUAUGUAGAUUUCUAAUUUUUUUACUUUUUUCUUAUUAUGCAUUUCUAUUAAACAUCACAGAAAUAGUGGAAAAUGCAGCCUAGUUGGUUUCUUUAUUUCACAAAUGCUGGUUUUGUUGUAACUGUAUUCAUCCAAAAAUAAAAAUAGAUGCUCGAUUUUGAA
Molecule: messenger RNA, 2619 nt
Organism: Danio rerio (zebrafish)
Lineage: Eukaryota; Metazoa; Chordata; Actinopteri; Cypriniformes; Danionidae
Source: RefSeq, a predicted model, not a curated record